Messenger RNA from Gorilla gorilla gorilla (western lowland gorilla), 1280 nucleotides. It is a transcript of the gene DNASE1L3, whose product is annotated as deoxyribonuclease 1L3. Gene Ontology annotation, molecular function: DNA binding; deoxyribonuclease I activity. The record is from RefSeq and is a predicted model, not a curated record. Bases 304 to 1221 code for a protein of 305 amino acids. Lineage: Eukaryota; Metazoa; Chordata; Mammalia; Primates; Hominidae. Gene Ontology annotation, biological process: apoptotic DNA fragmentation; programmed cell death involved in cell development. The transcript is spliced from 8 exons. Gene Ontology annotation, cellular component: nucleus.
GCUCCCGGUUGGGAUAUGAGUGACUUUGUGGAGGAUGGCGCCUAAAUGAGGCAUGCCAAUUUCCGCACCAGGGUGACGAACAUAGGGGCUCCUAAAAGGCUAGCCCAAUGUAUCUGUAUUUCCUUGGGGAUUAAAACCCAUGAUCUUCAGUUCCUCAGAGAACUGAAAGUUGCAAGGAGAAAUCCAGUAAUUCCUGUUAUCUGCAGGCUUUAUAAGUCAGUGGAGCCUGCGGAGGUGGCCAGAAUCCGGCACUCCAAGCACUGCUGUCUUCUCACGGAGUCUUGAAGCCAGAGCAGCGCCAGGAUGUCACAGGAGGUGGCCCCACUGCUGCUUCUCCUCCUCUCCAUUCACAGCGCCCUGGCCCUGAGGAUCUGCUCCUUCAACGUCAGGUCCUUUGGGGAAAGCAAGCAGGAAGACCAGAAUGCCAUGGAUGUCAUUGUGAAGGUCAUCAAACGCUGUGACAUCAUACUCGUGAUGGAAAUCAAGGACAGCAACAACAGGAUCUGCCCCAUACUGAUGGAGAAGCUGAACAGAAAUUCAAGGAGAGGCAUAACGUACAACUAUGUGAUUAGCUCUCGGCUUGGAAGAAACACAUAUAAAGAACAAUAUGCGUUUCUCUACAAGGAAAAGCUGGUGUCUGUGAAGAGGAGUUAUCACUAUCAUGACUAUCAGGAUGGAGAUGCAGAUGUGUUUUCCAGGGAGCCCUUUGUGGUCUGGUUCCAAUCUCCCCACACUGCUGUCAAGGACUUCGUGAUUAUCCCCCUGCACACCACCCCAGAGACAUCCGUUAAAGAGAUCGAUGAGUUGGUUGAGGUCUACAUGGACGUGAAACACCACUGGAAGGCGGAGAAUUUCAUUUUCAUGGGUGACUUCAAUGCCGGCUGCAGCUACGUCCCCAAGAAGGCCUGGAAGAACAUCCGCUUGAGGACUGACCCCAGGUUUGUUUGGCUGAUCGGGGACCAAGAGGACACCACGGUGAAGAAGAGCACCAACUGUGCAUAUGACAGGAUUGUGCUUAGAGGACAAGAAAUCGUCAGUUCUGUUGUUCCCAAGUCAAACAGUGUUUUUGACUUCCAGAAAGCUUACAAGCUGACUGAAGAGGAGGCCCUGGAUGUCAGCGACCACUUUCCAGUUGAAUUUAAACUACAGUCUUCAAGGGCCUUCACCAACAGCAAAAAAUCUGUCACUCAAAGGAAGAAAACAAAGAGCAAACACUCCUAGAUCCAAGGGUCUCAUCUUAUUAACCAUUUCUUGCCUCUAAAUAAAAUGUCUCUAACAGA